Messenger RNA from Danio rerio (zebrafish), 4045 nucleotides. Lineage: Eukaryota; Metazoa; Chordata; Actinopteri; Cypriniformes; Danionidae. The record is from RefSeq and is a predicted model, not a curated record.
UCAUGAUCAGCCCGGAGCUGCGCCGAUGAGAGCACUGAAACACACUCACACACACACACACACGCACACGCACACAAAGUGCCCGACUCGGAUGGAGUGAUCAGCCCGCUGCCAUGCACUCUUUCCCGUAGUUGUCACGGGCUGCUGGCAUACGUGGAAAAACACUCACUCCCGCUUAUGAGACCAGUUGCAACACGGAAUGACAUGAAACGAGCACCGCUACUCACCGGAGCUAACUUUUUUCCACACUGCUGUUUUUUUCUCUCCCGAUUCGGCUAGUUUUCUAGCUGCCUGAGCUAACCGUAAACCGGGCUGUUUUAAUGUAAUUAGCCACACGACUUCACUAUCGUGCACAAGGAUCUUUCGGCUCAUGAGGAAUCGACGAACACACGUCUUUACUGGGUUUUGAGGCCGACGACACUAAAAUGAAGAAACAGUUUAAUCGGAUGAGACAGCUCGCCAAUCAAACAGUUGGCAGAGCGGAGAAAACAGAAGUCCUCAGUGAUGACCUGUUACAGAUUGAACGCCGUAUGGAGUUGGUGCGGGUCGUUUCGCACAACACGCACAAAAAAAUGGCUGUGUGUUUGCAGGGGCAGAUUGGCACUGAUGCUGAGAAGAGACAUAAAAAGCUUCCACUGACAGCGCUGUCACAGGCCAUGCAGGACGGUGGGAACCAGCUGGGGGAGGAGUCUCUGAUUGGGAAGAUGAUGGAGAUGUGUGGAGAUGCGGAGAACAGACUGGCCUCAGAGCUGAUGCAGCAUGAGAUGAACAUCGAGAAGGAAAUCUUAGACCCCCUUAAUCAGCUAGCAGAGUUUGACAUUCCUAACAUCCUGAAACAGAGGCGGCAGUUAGCCAAGCUGGUUCUGGACUAUGAUUCUGCCCGGGCAAGGUGGUUGCAGGCGACCAAGUCAAUAAUCUCAGGAACAAACACACAAGCACUGACAGCCAAAGCAGACUCGCUUAAAGAAGAAGUUGACGAAGCUAUGAACAAAAUGGAGCUGUGUAAGGAUCAGCUUUCAGCAGAUAUGUACAACUUCUUCUCAAAGGAGGCAGACUAUGCCCGCUACUAUGUAAUGUUAUUAGAGGCGCAGGCGGAUUACCACAGAAAAUCUCUCACCUUGCUCGAGAGCGUCCUGCCAAACAUUCAGGCUCAACAAGACUCAUGGAGUGAGAAGCCAGCGUUUGGGACAGCUCUGGACGAGCACCUGAAGCGCAGCAGCAGAGAGAUUGCUCUGCCCAUAGAGGCAUGUGUCAUGAUGCUACUGGAGACUGGAAUGAAAGAGGAGGGUCUGUUCCGCAUCGCAGCAGGAGCCUCUAAACUGAAGAAGCUGAAGGCUGCUCUGGAUUGCUCCACCUCACAGCUGGAGGAGUUUUACUCAGAUCCACAUGCUGUUGCUGGGGCACUGAAGUCGUAUCUCAGAGAGUUGCCUGAACCUUUGAUGACUUACCAGCUGUAUGAUGAAUGGAUACAGGCCUCCAAUGUUCCUGACCCAGACAAACGAUUACAAGCUUUGUGGGUUACCUGCGAUCAGUUACCAAAAAACAACAAGGCAAACUUCAGAUAUCUUGUUAAGUUCCUCGCUAAACUUGCACAGGAAAGUGACGUUAACAAGAUGACGCCCAGCAACAUCGCCAUUGUCCUUGGACCCAACUUACUGUGGGCCAAAACUGAGGGGAGCCUAGCAGAAAUGGCUGCUGCAACCUCUGUCCAUGUGGUUACUAUAAUCGACCCCAUCAUCCAGCAUGCGGACUGGUUUUUCCCUGAGGAUGUGGAUUUUAAUGUAUCCGGCAUGUUUUCGAUGCCCGCACCCCUGCCAAACAAUGUCAAUCACCUGACGCCGCCAGAUUAUGACUCAGGCACCAUAGAGAGAAAGAGACCUGGCAGUAUGGUUGGUCCAGAUGGGGAUAUGCCCCGAAGAGACAGCUCUGCUAAUAAAUUAAUGGACCACAAUCCUCGUAGAGGCAAUACUGUACCUAGAAAGCAGCACGCUUCGCCUGCCUUCCAGCCUCCGCUGCCCCCGGUGGAGGCUGCGGGUGGUGCAGGGGGUCAGUCCACAGCUGAACUCCUGCUCCAGCAGCCUGCGCAGGUGGGUCUGGGCUUAGAGAACUGCCAGCCUGGGGUGGCACUGGGGAUGGCUGCCCUGGCAGCAGCACAGCAGCUUCUAGCACAGCAUACUGAGGAGAUCAGUUCAAAGAGCCGAGACUCUGCAUCCACUCCUCCUGCUCAGAGAAAUGGCACUGGAGGCUCAGGACAGCUGAGUGUGGGGACCCCUGUGGCGGGAUCUACAGGACCCAGUCCUCACAUGACACGCAGAGGUACAAAGAAGCCUGCUCCAGCUCCACCUAAACCAGCCAACCCUCCACCAAUCCAACCAGCCAAUCAGCCCGUUCCACAACAGACCCAAUCAGGCACCCCUCAGUCCUUCAGCCCGUCCCCUAGACCGCUUUCCAGUUACUCUCCAACCAAUCUGAGCCCCACACAGACCCAGGCCCAAACCAACACCACCCCACGCCGCCACUCCAGCAACCAGCCUCCCAUUCAGGCACCCAACCACCCACCUCCACAGCCCCCGACCCAAACCACUCCACCUCCCCAAACCGGCAUGCUUGGUGACCAAGCUGAAGACCCCUCGCCUCCACAUACCCCCACCCCACCGAGCACCCCUCCUCCCACAGCAGUCUUCCAGGACAGUCCUAGUCCCACCGCGCCUCCGGUGUUCCAGUCAGGGUCGCUUCCACGCCCCAGGCCUGUGCCCAAACCACGCAACAGACCCACUGUCCCCCCUCCGCCUCAGCCUCCAGCCAUAGGAAGUGACAGCAAUGGAAUUUGCAGCGCUGCCUUCAAAACAAUGGAAUCGGGGAUGACAUUUAAAGCAGUGGGUCGAGCUCUCAUUCCGGACAUCGCAAUUGAGAAGCCUGUAACUCACCUGAAGGACGCAGACCUCGACACAGAGAGCACCGUACUGUAAAAUAUGGCCUUCACACAAACAACUGCUCCCUUAACCAAAGGUUUGAUUAAAGGGCUGCUCUACUCGACCAUUACCAAAGUGUUCAUCACCUUGGCUGUACUUCUGCAACCCCCUUCGCUUAAGACAAUCAACAAUCCCAGUGGCACCAGGGAAACCGAUGCUUUGUGAUGUAGCACGUUUAUUCCAAUCUGCCUUUUCAUUUCGGAUGGUGGCGAAAAUAAAAAGAGCUGUAUUGCAUGAGAGGAACUGGGAUUGAAUGGUGAUGGGUGAAAAUGGAGAACAAGAAAAUAAGCGGAUCGUUUCGAGGUACUUGGAGGUGAUUCUUAAGUGGCCUUAGCUAAACAAGCAAACACUCGAAUUAAAAGGUGAAAGACACUAAAUGAAAGCAGCACAACUGUGGCUUUAUGUAUAGCUCGUGACUGCAGGUCUCCAGUCAGCUUAUACACUACAUUCCUUGUUUUCAUUUGCCUUAUUAUUAUAAUUAUUAUUAUUUUACUUUGGAUAGUAACGUGCAGUACUUUGGUUGAAGGUCUAUAAAUGCCGAAUGAUUCAUUUUCAGUGGGAGCUUGUUUCCGUCAUAAAAUUUAAAAAACAAAAGGUUUUUUUUUCAUGACAUUUCAGUUUUUCUAUUGUGCAAAUUUAUAUCUCAUCAUUCAGACUUUGUAUAUUAGCACAUGUGUUUUGAAUUAAGUCUAAAUUGUGAGAUAUACAAGUAGCAAUAUGAGAAAUAAAGUUGCAAUAUAAAUAUAAACUUAAAAGUUGCAGUUCAUUAAGAUAAUGGGAGAAUUGUGAGACAUAAAUAGAAUUUUAAGAAAUAAAAUCACAAUUUGAAGAAAUAAAAUGCAAUUUUUCAUAGUAUGAUGAAUUGCAAAAUUUUUUUUUUUGCGCUGUAUGUACAUAUAUACCACAACAAAACUGAGAAUUGCAAGUAUAGAUUAGCAGAACUAGGAUUUUUGUUCUCACAGUUGCAAAUGUUUCUCAAGUUUGCCCUUUUUUCGAGAAUGUUUUGUGAACACUUUUAAUAACUACACACUAUAAACAAUUUAUUAAGCAUUAGCAAAUAGUGAAUUCAUUAU